UUUUUAAACAUGGCCGAAUUUCCUGACUUGGGAAAACACUGCAGUGUACAAUUUUGUAAACAAAUAGAUUUUCUUCCCUUUGACUGUGAUGGAUGUGGAAAAUCAUUUUGUGUUGAUCACAAGUUUCCCGACGAUCACAAAUGCGACCAGGUGAACAUAAACACAGCUACAGGAGACUACACUGGGGAUAGAAGCUAUAGUUGUACAUUUGAAGGAUGCCAGGGACGAGAAUUAAUGAAAGUUACCUGCGUACAAUGUCAGAAAAACUUUUGUCUAAGCCAUCGUCAUCAAUCAGAUCAUAAUUGUGAGAAGUUGGAAUUGAAAGAAGAUAAAACAAAAACUGCAGAACAUGUCCGUCAAAUCAUUGCAUCAAAACCUGUCAAAGCAUCACCUGCACCUUUGAAAGGAGGUAAAUCAAGUAAGACGGCAGCCAAGGUGGUGUUGAUGAAGCUGAAGAUGCACGCUGUAGGAGACAAGGGCAUUCCUCAGGAUAGCAGGGUCUUCUUCCUUGUCUACCUACCCAAGGACAGCAAGCAGAAAACCAAACCUAUGUUCUUCUCCAAGACUUGGACAGUAGGAAGAGUUAUUGACAGUGUUGCUGAUUUCAAUAACAUUGUGAAUACUAACAACACAGGCAGUAAACAGAAAUUACGGAUGUUCCUGCAUAGCUGUGGUACAUUGCUGGACACAGAGGCGUCCCUGGAACUUUGUUUACAGCAGGAAACACUGUACAACGGGAGUUCAGUCAUCGUGGAGAGUGUGGCAACAGACUGUUCUCAAAUAAACAAUAUGCAUGAUUAUAAAUCCUGACAACAAAUUAUCAUUAUUAAAUCUCCAUUUAUUUA
This is a messenger RNA of Mizuhopecten yessoensis (Yesso scallop), 845 nucleotides long. RefSeq names its product AN1-type zinc finger protein 1-like. The record is from RefSeq and is a predicted model, not a curated record. Gene Ontology annotation, molecular function: zinc ion binding. Lineage: Eukaryota; Metazoa; Mollusca; Bivalvia; Pectinida; Pectinidae. The transcript has 8 exons. Gene Ontology annotation, cellular component: cytoplasmic stress granule; cytoplasm. The coding region runs from base 10 to 810 and encodes 266 amino acids. Gene Ontology annotation, biological process: cytoplasmic stress granule disassembly.